Messenger RNA from Chanos chanos (milkfish), 3369 nucleotides. RefSeq names its product retinal guanylyl cyclase 2-like. Gene Ontology annotation, molecular function: ATP binding; adenylate cyclase activity; protein kinase activity. NCBI's taxonomy places the organism in Eukaryota, Metazoa, Chordata, Actinopteri, Gonorynchiformes, Chanidae. Gene Ontology annotation, cellular component: plasma membrane. Gene Ontology annotation, biological process: cGMP biosynthetic process; intracellular signal transduction; protein phosphorylation. The transcript has 18 exons. The coding region runs from base 1 to 3369 and encodes 1122 amino acids. The record is from RefSeq and is a predicted model, not a curated record.
AUGCUGCUGCAGCUAGAGCACUCCCACCUCCCUGCGUAUGCAUGUCCAGCCGGAGGACCAGUCAAGGAGCCUAAAUUCCCUUAUCCUCCACAUGGAGCUUGGCUCCUCUGGUUCCUGCUGACCACACUUAGCCUCCCCUGUAUGGCCCGGGCAGCAGUCUUCCGGGUUGGGGUGGUUGGACCGUGGUCAUGUGACCCACUUUUUGCCAAGGCCUUGCCAAAGGUUGCAGCCCAGCUAGCAGUGGAUAGGGUUAACCGAGACCUUGCGUUGUCUCUUGGAUCCACCUUCGAGUAUGUCCUUCUGGACGAGGACUGCAGGACCUCAUUGGCCCUGAAGAGCUUCCUGGGCUACUACACCCGUGCCUCUGCCUUCCUGGGCCCUUUCAAUCCAGGGUACUGUGACGCAGCUUCCCUGCUGGCAAAAAAUUGGAACAAAGCUCUGUUCUCCUGGGGGUGUGUAAACUAUGAGCUAGACAACGCAUGGAGGUACCCCACCUUCAACCAAAUAUUUCCUUCUCCCAUUUUGGUGCUAGUUAAAUUGGCACAGCACUUCCACUGGGCCAACAUGGCUGUGGUGGCGUCAGCGGAAGAGAUGUGGGUUGACACGGCCACCAAGGUAGCUGACUCCUUGCGCAGCCGUGGGUUUCCUGUCAGGAUGGUUCUUGCCACGAGUAACGACCCCGAAAGCAUGCGGCAUACCCUAGUCAAGGUCAGGAAGAUGAAGGAGUUGCGCAUGGUGAUCCUCUGCAUGCAUUCUGUCCUAAUUGGUGGAGUAACACAGAAGCUGCUUCUGGAGAUGGCUCUGGAUAUGCGUUUGACAGAAGGCUCUCUGGUGUUUGUGCCCUAUGACACAAUGCUGUACAGUCUACCCUAUCGGAAAGUAGACUACCAAGCCCUGCACAGCAACAGCAAACUGACGCGAGCCUACGACGCCGUGUUGACGAUCACCAUGGAUUCGGAGGAGAACUCGUUCUACCACGCCUAUCAAGAGGCUGUCAACACAAAACAGAUCCCUGCUCACAUCAGACCCGAUCAGGUAUCCCCACUCUUUGGCAGUAUCUACACGUCGAUUCUCUUCAUAGCCAAUGCUAUGCAAAGUGUCCGUGAUUCCAGAACCUGGCUCUCCGGAGCUAACCUCGCACAGCACAGUAAAAACAUUGUGUUUCAAGGCUUCAGCCAGAGGGUCCGUACCAAUGGCUCUGGGAUGGUCCUGGUAGAUUUUGUAGUUCUGGACACAGAUGGACUCUCCUGGGAACUUCAUCCCACCCACAAAGUGGAAAUGGAAACUAACAUGAUCCGUUACUUGGGCCGGCCUAUCCACUUUCCUGGAGGCACCCAGCCCAAGGCUGACUCCAGCUGCUGGUUCACUCAAGGGAGUCUUUGUUCUAGAGGCGUGGAUCCUGUCCUGUUACUAAAAGUCAUCAUGUAUGCAUUCCUGGUCAUAUUCCUCUCAACUGGUCUUGGAUAUUGUAUAAGGCGUCGCAUUAAUAAGAUCCGAAUCGUCAAAGGUCAGAACAAGAUCCUCCUCACGCUGGAGGACGUGACGUUCAUCAACCCCUCGCUCAGUAAUAUGAAGCUGAGCACAGAGGACAGUAAAACAGGUGAUGGAAGUAGGCGGACUUCGGACAUGGAUGCCAAUCUGAAAUCUCCCUUGACUACCGCGUCUUGUAUCACACCAGCCACGUAUGAAAAUUCUAACGUGGUCAUUUUUGAGGGAGACUGGGCUUGGCUGAAGAGACUUCCCACUGGGAAUUUUGGAGCCAUAACCCCAAAGACUGGUGACGUAUUUGAACUGAUGAAGGAUUUGCGGCAUGAGAACAUAAACCCCUUCCUGGGCUUCUUCCACGACUGUGGCGUCUUCGCCAUAGUAACCGAAUUCUGCUCUCGCGGGAGUCUGGAAGACCUGCUUCACAACCAGGACGUCAAACUGGACUGGAUGUUCAAGUCCUCUCUGUUGUUGGAUCUCAUUAAGGGAGUGAGGUACCUGCAUCACAGGAGCCUGUGCCACGGGAGGCUGAAGUCCCGUAACUGUGUGGUGGACGGGCGGUUCGUGUUGAAGAUCACGGAUUACGGCUACAACGACAUCGUAGAAGCUCAGAGGCUUCCCCACGCAGAACCUUCACCAGAGGAUCUACUGUGGACAGCUCCUGAAAUCCUGCGCGGGCCUUGUCCCAGUCAGAAUGGCACUCAGAAGGGUGACGUCUACAGCUUCUCCAUCAUCGUGCAGGAGGUGGUGCUUCGAAGCCCGCCCUUUUUCAUGCUCAGCCUAUCACCUGACGAAAUUGUUCAGAGGGUCAGGAAGCCCCCUCCUCUGUGUCGUCCGAUCGUGACCGCAGACCACGCCCCCAUGGAGUGCAUCGAGCUCGUGAAGCAGUGCUGGAACGAACAGCCUGAGAAACGACCCGACUUUAACGAGAUUUUCGAACAGUUCAGGAACAUUAACAAAGGGAAGAAGACUAACAUAAUUGACUCCAUGCUGCGAAUGUUGGAGCAGUACUCCAGUAACCUUGAGGACCUGAUUUGUGAAAGGACGGAGGAACUGGAGCUGGAGAAGCAGAAGACAGAGAAACUACUGACUCAGAUGCUUCCCCCAUCAGUGGCCCAGACCCUGAAGCUGGGCUCCACGGUGCAGCCUGAGCACUUCGACAGCGUGUCUCUGUACUUCAGUGACAUCGUGGGUUUCACCACCAUCUCUGCCAACAGCGAGCCCAUCGAGGUUGUCGACCUCCUCAAUGACCUGUACACCUUGUUCGAUGCGAUUAUUGGAAACCACGACGUCUAUAAGGUGGAAACUAUAGGGGACGCAUAUAUGGUUGGUUCUGGUUUGCCGGUCCCCAACGGCAACAGGCAUGCCGCAGAGAUCGCCAACAUGUCGCUGGACAUCCUGAGCGCCGUGGGAACAUUCAAGAUGAGACACAUGCCCGAAGUGCCGGUCCGCAUCCGCAUCGGACUGCAUUCCGGCCCAUGUGUCGCUGGGGUGGUGGGACUGACGAUGCCCCGAUAUUGUUUGUUCGGUGACACCGUCACAACAGCCUCCAGAAUGGAGUCCACCGGCUUGCCGUAUCGCAUCCACAUCAGUCUCAGCACUGCGAAGAUCCUUCGGGAACUGAACGAGGGUUACAAGACCGAACUCCGCAAGCGAACUGAACAGAAGGGCAAAGGUGGGGAAGAGACCUACUGGCUUGUUGGCAAAGAGGGUUUCACAAAACCACUGCCUGUCCCCCCGGAAGUCAAGUCAGGGCCAGAGAUGGAGAGGGACUUCAAGCUGCUGCUGCAGAAAGCUGUGAGGAGGUUGUCGGCUGUACGGCGGGUGGCCCGGGUCCCCAUAGUAGACGUUGUUGAUGAGAACUUUGCCAUUCACCAUCACUGA